AUGAACAGAACUUAUUCAAACUGCUUCUUUUUGGACAUUAACUUGGAAAAAAACGCAGAAACCUUGAUUGCAAGUAUUCUCACUUGCGUUUUCAACGCAGUGUUUUCAUUAAUAACCUCUACAGGGAAUUGUAUCAUUCUUCGUGUCAUCUGGAAAACUCAAGAGCUUCAUUUGCCACCCUUUAUGCUUCUACUUUGUCUUUCUGCCUCCGAUCUUCUGGUGGGACUGAUUUGUCAGCCGUUUUAUGUGGCUUAUCAGAUCGCAGAGCUUUCAGAUAACUUCAGGUAUUACUGCAUCCUGAGAAUGGCUCAAAAUAUCUCUGGCUGGACAACGGCUGGUGUAUCAGUGUUGAUUUUGAGCUGUAUCUCCGUUGAUCGGCUUCUUGCUUUAACCCUUCAUCUAAGAUACAGGACAUCUGUAACUAUUUGCCGCGUGCUUUUAGUCGCUUGUUUUCUCUGGACAGGUUGUAUAACUGGGGUUUUGUUAAAGGUUUGGAUUAGAAACUGGAUCAUUAUUCCUUUAGUGGUGUUACUGAUUUCAUUUCUGGUUACAGCUGCAAGCACGUUCCAGAUAUUUCGAAUCGUUCGCAAGCACCAGCGACAAAUAAAACAGCAACAACGAAGCGUCCAGAUGAACACAGUGAAUGUGCUCAAAUGCAGAAAAUCUGCCGUGACUGUACUCUAUGUAUAUGGGUUGUUCCUGUUUUUCUAUGUUCCCUUUUUCUCGACCAUGUUUGCAGAAGCACUAGUUGGGUACUCCUUGAAGGUGAAGAUUGCCUAUGACUACACGACAACUGCUGUAUUCAUUAACUCCAGUCUGAAUCCAUUUCUUUACUGCUGGAGAAUUAAGGAGAUACGCCAUGCUGUUAAAACUGCUCUGAAGAGAUACUCGGGAAAGUACUGACGGGAAUUGACAAAAGAUAACUUUAUAUCCUAGCCUUUUCUAACCUUUAAAACGGAGUGAUUUUCUUAAAACUCACUUUGAAUAGCCGUGCUUGUCGGAUAUUUCGAUUAAGCACAAACUCACCUACACUGACUUAAAUGAUUAUCGGAAUUUGACCGUACCCUGUUAUAGUUACAUAUGCUCGAACUCCGACCCAGUUCAGGAGUUCUUUUUUUCACCUUCAUCCGUAAUUAAUGCAAGGAACACGAGAUUGCAUCGAGCAUAUUUUCUGGGAACUAAGCGCUCAAACGACUGCGCAUACGCUGAAGUUAAGGUCGACUGUC
Molecule: messenger RNA, 1226 nt
Organism: Stylophora pistillata
Lineage: Eukaryota; Metazoa; Cnidaria; Anthozoa; Scleractinia; Pocilloporidae
Source: RefSeq, a predicted model, not a curated record